Messenger RNA from Nylanderia fulva, 1837 nucleotides. RefSeq names its product endoplasmic reticulum-Golgi intermediate compartment protein 3. The record is from RefSeq and is a predicted model, not a curated record. Gene Ontology annotation, cellular component: COPII-coated ER to Golgi transport vesicle; Golgi membrane; endoplasmic reticulum. NCBI's taxonomy places the organism in Eukaryota, Metazoa, Arthropoda, Insecta, Hymenoptera, Formicidae. Gene Ontology annotation, biological process: retrograde vesicle-mediated transport, Golgi to endoplasmic reticulum; endoplasmic reticulum to Golgi vesicle-mediated transport.
CAGCCGCACGGCCAGCCAAUUAUCUGCCACGUUUCAAAGUGGCUGUCACGCGGAGAUUAUAUAUUGUGCUUCCUGCAUUAAAUUAUAAUUCGCGCGUCGCGCAAGAGUCAUUUCUUUCAUUAUCGAGAAAAAUGCAAAUAUUACGGCAACUUGAUGUGCAUCCGAAAGUGCGCGAAGAGGCGGAUAUUCUUGUGAGAACCUUUAGCGGUGCCAUCGUUACAAUUAUUAGUACAAUUAUCAUGGGUGUACUAUUUAUGUCGGAGAUAAAUUAUUAUCUUACACCAAGUAUGAGCGAGGAAUUAUUUGUGGAUACAUCCAGAGGUUCUAAAUUAAGAAUCAACUUGGAUAUAAUAGUUCCUAGUAUAUCUUGUGAUCUUUUGUCGAUAGAUGCUAUGGAUACAACUGGUGAGCAGCAUUUGCAUAUAGAGCACAACAUUUUCAAAAGACGGUUAGACUUAAAUGGUAAACCUAUAGAGGAUCCACAAAGAACAAAUAUUACAGACACUAAAGCUGUCAAUAAAACUAGAGAGACUGGAGAGAAGGCAAUGGAGGUCAGUUCCACCGAAGCCUGUGGAGACUGCUAUGGAGCUGCCACAGAGUCGCUGAGAUGUUGUAAUACUUGUGAAGAUGUACGGGAAGCUUAUAGAAUCAAAAAGUGGGCUCCACCAGAUCCAGCUAAUAUUAAACAAUGUCAAAAUGACAGAUCUAUGGAAAAAUUCAAACAUGCCUUUGCGCAAGGUUGCCAAAUCUAUGGUUAUAUGGAAGUGAAUAGAGUUGGUGGGAGUUUUCACAUUGCACCGGGCGAUAGUUUUUCAGUGAAUCAUGUUCAUGUACAUGACGUUCAGCCUUAUACUUCAACACACUUCAAUAUGACGCAUAAGAUUAGACAUUUAAGUUUUGGUCUCAAUAUCCCAGGAAAAACAAACCCUAUGGAUGAUAUAACUGUAAUUGCAUUGGAAGGUGCUAUGAUGUUCUAUCAUUACAUUAAGAUCGUUCCAACGACGUAUGUUCGCGCGGACGGCUCGACCCUGUUUACAAAUCAAUUUUCCGUAACGCGGCACGCGAAGCAAGUGUCUCUGUUCACCGGCGAAUCUGGGAUGCCAGGUAUAUUCUUCAGCUACGAAUUGAGUCCGCUCAUGGUAAAGUACACGGAGAAAGCAAAGUCGUUUGGACACUUUGCGACGAACACUUGCGCCAUCAUUGGCGGUGUGUUUACCGUAGCUGGACUAAUUGAUUCGUUACUCUAUCAUUCGGUGCGCGCGAUACAGAAGAAGAUAGAGUUAGGAAAGUAUAAUUAAUAACUUGGGUCUGGUUACAACAACGUUAAUUAUCGCUAAGCCUAAUCCUAUUCUCCUUUUUUAUUGAUAUAAACACGCAUUUGCUAAAAUGAUAAAUCUUUUGAACAAUUUGUAUAUUUUAAAAUAAACGAAAUGAACUGCUAAAAAUAGAUUAGGAUUAGCAUUAAUCGUUGAUGCGACACAGCCUUAGGAAAAUAAUUGAUAAGUAGAAUUAUGGAAAGUAUUACUAUGAUUCUUGCUACACCUUUGUUUUACAUUAAAAACGAAAUUUUGAUGUUUAUUUCGUAUUUAUAUUAAAAGUUUCGCAAACAUGGAUAAGUAAAAUUUAGAAAAUAGCAAUAUCUAGCGUCAUAUGUGAAAUACUUAGAAUUUCUUCUUUUACUGCGAUAUAAAGAAGAUGAAUAACAACAAGUAAUGUCCAUGCGCUAAAUAUCUGUUUUUUUCGCUUUUUAUUUAAAACAAUGUAACUCUCUUAACAAAGAUGUUUACAUAAGAAAAUUAUUUGUAUAUGACAUGUACAUAAAAAAAUAUAUAAAAUA